This is a messenger RNA of Penicillium angulare, 636 nucleotides long. RefSeq names its product adenylyl-sulfate kinase. The record is from RefSeq and is a predicted model, not a curated record. The coding region runs from base 1 to 636 and encodes 211 amino acids. Gene Ontology annotation, molecular function: ATP binding; adenylylsulfate kinase activity. NCBI's taxonomy places the organism in Eukaryota, Fungi, Ascomycota, Eurotiomycetes, Eurotiales, Aspergillaceae. The transcript has 2 exons. Gene Ontology annotation, biological process: sulfate assimilation.
AUGGCAACCAACAUCACCUACCACGCCGCGGCCCUCACCCGCUCCGAGCGCGACACAAUCCGCAACCAGAAGGGUCUCACAAUCUGGCUGACCGGUCUCUCCGCCUCAGGCAAAUCCACCAUCGCCGUCGAGCUGGAGCACCAACUCCUCCGCGACAGAAAUGUCCACGCCUACCGUCUAGACGGUGACAACAUCCGCUUCGGUUUGAACAAAGACCUCGGUUUCAGCGAGGCAGACCGUAACGAGAACAUCCGCCGCAUCGCAGAGGUUUCCAAGCUCUUUGCCGACUCCAGCGCUGUCGCAAUUACCUCUUUCAUCUCUCCUUACCGAAAGGAUCGUGAUACUGCCCGUGCGCUGCACGAGAUUCCUCCUACCGGCGAGGCUGAUAAGUUGCCUUUCGUUGAGGUUCACAUUGAUGUUCCUGUUGAGGUUGCUGAGCAGCGUGAUCCUAAGGGUCUUUACAAGAAGGCUCGUGAGGGUGUGAUUAAGGAGUUCACUGGUAUUUCUGCGCCUUAUGAGGCGCCUAAUAAGCCUGAGGUUUACAUUAAGAAUGUUGAUCUGCCUGUCCAGGAUGCUGUGAAGCAGAUUAUUGCCUACCUUGAUUCUCAGGGAUACUUGCCUCCUAAGUCUCAGUAA